AUGAGUGCGCCAUGCCAUGAGUGUAUCAAAGGAACAAUCCAUGAGGGGCAGCCCAAAGGCAAGGAGGAGACCAUUCACGGCCUCAACACCUAUGUUGUCGGCAAUCGCACCGACCCUCGCGGUAUCAUUGUCGUCUAUUCCGAUAUCUUCGGCAUCCCGCUGCCAAACAAUAGGCUCAUCGCCGACGCCUAUGCUGCGAAUGGCGAGUGGCUUGUCUAUCUUCCAGAUUUCUUCAAAGGUGACCCCGUGGCCCUCAAGGUGGCUGAUACCUUGAUCCCUGUCGAUGCCGGCAAGCAGUCGGCGCUGUCGAAAUACACCGGCAUGCUAGCCAUGAUGCCGUCAUUCCUCAUGUGGUCACAGCGACACAAGUUCGCACCGACAGACAAGAUCUGCAUGGACUUCCUGCGGGCCUUGAGAUUAGCCACACCAAAGACCCGGAAGAUCGGAAUGGUGGGUUUCUGCUGGGGCGGCAGAUACGCCAUUCGCGCCGGCCUGGAAAGCAACAUGGUGGAGAUGGACGGUGAGAAGGUGCCACUGGUGAGCGCCGUGACGGCGCUGCAUCCGAGCAACAUGGAGCUGCCGGACGACGUGGAGAAGAUAGUCGUGCCGACUAGUUUCGGUUGGGGCCAGGAGGACAGCUUCGUGAAGAUCGAGAUGAAGGGCAAGGUGGAGGCGGUCCAUGAAGCGGCCAAGAAAGCGGGUAGGAGGUUACCGGAGAUCGAGCACAAAGUCUACACGCCGGGGCGGCAUGGCUUUGGUGUGAGAGGUAAUCCGGACGAUCCCCAGGAGAGGGCGUGCUUGGAGGGCACGGAGAAGCAGGCCCUGGCGUGGAUGAAUCGGUUCCUCUGA
Molecule: messenger RNA, 849 nt
Organism: Cyphellophora europaea CBS 101466
Lineage: Eukaryota; Fungi; Ascomycota; Eurotiomycetes; Chaetothyriales; Cyphellophoraceae
Exons: 3
Coding region: 1-849 (282 amino acids)
Molecular function (GO): hydrolase activity
Source: RefSeq, a predicted model, not a curated record